GUUCAUGAAAGGUCAGUAUAUGUCCAGACCACUUGAAUGCUGGGUGUUCUUUACUCACUUCUUUGGGGUGUCUUGCAUGCCUUUGGCCAACUCCCUCUUGAAGCUCAACUUAAUCUCUGGCUCUCCGUCUUUUCACCCAACCAUACAAAGCAGGUCCUAUUGAGGAAAAUUAGUUCCGGGUCAGUCUCUUAUUAAUUCUUCUCCUUUUACCUUGUACUCUGCCAUACAUAUUUCUUGCAGCCUUGCGCUAGUGUAGCAAUGCAUGUUCAACAAGCAAGAGACAUGUACACGGACUCCUUCGUGGACGUAAAUAUGGUGGUCACCUUGCCAAAACUUUACAUAUGCACGUAUUUCUCUAUGGUUAGGAACGUUAGCGCUUUUUCCUCUAUCGAUAGAGGAAUCUUGUACCUUAGUACGUUUUGGAUGUACUAUCUAGCAUUAGCUAAAUCUGUAAUAGUGUCUAAUGGCUAUCCUUAGGUAUGCUUACAGGGCACAUCGAGCUGUGGACUGCUUUGGGGAUCGGCUGAUUAGUCUCGCGCUCCCAUGCCGACAUGAAUUUUCGGAUUUUGUUCCGUAUUGUUUUGACAGUAGGCUUAUUCAGCUUUUUGUCCAGCCUUGGCUUGGCCGAACGUCUGACAGCCUCCGCAAAAUGUUUCAUUGUCUCCAUAUUACCUGGGUCUGAGGCAGGAAAUCUCCUCGCGUACCUAUAGCGCUCGUUAGUUCAAUUCCUAAACGUGAG
Molecule: messenger RNA, 739 nt
Organism: Lasiosphaeria miniovina
Lineage: Eukaryota; Fungi; Ascomycota; Sordariomycetes; Sordariales; Lasiosphaeriaceae
Exons: 1
Coding region: 259-477 (72 amino acids)
Source: RefSeq, a predicted model, not a curated record